AUCUCUCUAAUUCACCAUUAUUGCAACAACCAAAGCAUUUUCGAAUCUACAAAAGUCUUUCAUAUUAUUAUCAGACAUUCAAAAUGGCUCGUACCAAGCAAACUGCUCGCAAAUCCACUGGUGGAAAGGCUCCAAGGAAGCAGCUAGCUACCAAGGCCGCUAGAAAGUCGGCUCCGGCGACCGGAGGAGUGAAGAAGCCUCACCGUUUCCGUCCAGGAACAGUUGCUCUCAGGGAAAUCAGGAAGUACCAGAAGUCCACUGAGUUGUUGAUAAGGAAGCUGCCGUUUCAGAGGCUGGUGAGGGAAAUAGCACAGGAUUUCAAGACAGAUCUGAGGUUCCAGAGCAGUGCUGUUGCUGCUCUUCAAGAGGCUGCUGAGGCUUACCUUGUUGGUCUCUUUGAAGACACCAAUCUCUGUGCCAUUCACGCGAAGAGGGUCACCAUAAUGCCAAAGGACAUUCAGCUGGCCAGGAGGAUUCGUGGUGAAAGGGCUUAGGAAUAUGCUUCGUUGUGCUUGUGGUUAUGGUUAAUUUUGUGUUCUGAUUUAGAGCGUUUUUAUGUUAGGGUUAGUGAUGUAAAUCAAACGACUCGUUUCAGUCAAACUAUAUGUAAAACCUCUGGUUUACUAGUAUUUUAAGAUCUGAUUAGUGAAAUCUAUUGUUCAUUUUGUUUCAAUCAAAGGUGCUUUCAUAUAUGGGUUUGAAAUUUGCAGACGUUCAAAAA
Nicotiana attenuata is the source of this 721-nucleotide messenger RNA. Its product is annotated as histone H3.2. Gene Ontology annotation, cellular component: nucleosome. The transcript has a single exon. The record is from RefSeq and is a predicted model, not a curated record. Lineage: Eukaryota; Viridiplantae; Streptophyta; Magnoliopsida; Solanales; Solanaceae. Gene Ontology annotation, molecular function: DNA binding; protein heterodimerization activity; structural constituent of chromatin. The coding region runs from base 84 to 494 and encodes 136 amino acids.